UACGCUAGUACUAGGGGACAUUGGACUCGUGGGUCAAGCGUAUUUAGAGGGUCACUGGUGUUCUGUUGUAUUCAUUAGUCGCUUCACAUCACAGCUAGUGACACGGGACUUACUUUAGACCAACUGGUGAUUUGUUGCAUUCAUUAGUUGCUCCACAUCACAGCUUGUCGCACUGGAUUUACUUUAGACCAAGUGUUUCCAAACUUAAGGACUAACACAAUGGAAGUCUGGAACAUGCAGACUUUGGUUUUGUUGGCUAUGGUCUCUUCUACCCUUGGGGUGACGACACUUAUAAUGGCGCCCGUCAGGUCGACCGGGGACGAGGUGGGGCUGAUAUUUGUACCUGGUGCCAGCAUCAAGGGAGAGGCUUAUCAAAACACAGCUGCAGCCAUACAACAAGCCAGCCAGCUCCGCCUAUGGGUGGCCCUAACUGGCAACUACACAUUUGACACGCCCAACCCUCUGGAGCUGCCCAGCGCCAUCCAAGACGCCAUCACCAAGUUGUCUGCCGCUGGCAUGAAGGGAGAUAAUUACGUAGGUGUCGCUCACAGUCUGGGAGGCGUGUUUCUGGCACCGUAUGCCAAGUCCUCCAGCCUCAAGGCCGUGGUCCUCCUGGGUUCCUACUUAACGAAGACAAACAGCCUCAGCAACUAUCCCGUACCCGUCAUGACUUUAUCCGGCGAACUGGACGGCCAGGCUCGCAUCACGCGCAUAGCCGUGGAGUAUGAGCACCUCCUGCAGCUGGUCCAGAACUCCACAGACGCCGUGUACAGGAAGCCGGUCAUCAACCUGAAAGGGGUCAGCCAUGCGCAGUUCGCUUCCGGUCCCAUGCCGCCCCAGGUCGUCAAGUACGAUUUAAAACCGGAUGUGAACGAGAGCGUUGCGCAUGCGUUGAUUGGGAGUCAGAUCAGCAACUUCCUCACAGUGACCUUCAAUAGCCCGGCUGCAGCUGUUGCUGCUGCUAAAAUAGAGCUGGAGAACAGCUUCAAGGACGCUGGUUUACGGUUCCAGCCUCUGUUGGACGUGAGAAACGUGGACACCAACGGCACUACGUCAUCUGUCUGGUCAGUCUACUUACAAGAUGUCAUCGCUGGAGACCUGGCUUCCAGAACUCAGAUCACCAAUACGAUAGAAGCAACAACCGAGUUCAUCCUGUCUAAGCCGGACAUUCAUAAAAACGGAAAUGACGUCACCAUCAAAACGACCACCCACAUCGAGUAUGCGACAAAUGCGAUGGACAUUUCCACCAUCCCCGAGAGUCCUGCGGAAGUGGAUAUCAAGUUUAAAUCUUAUGACGCAAUCCAGCAGGCGUUAAGCCAGUCGUCAUUGUUCGACCACACCACCACCUGCCGGGAUUUGAACCAGCUGGCUGUCAGCAUCGCACUGAUCAAAAGCACUGACCAGGCCAGGAGCAGAUACACGUCCAGGGGUCGGCCCAUCAUCCUGCAGGACGACGUGCUGGUGAGCACUGGCCUGGAGUGGGUCAACGGUCACCUCAAGCUGACCGAGGACGACGCUGGUCUACACGUGCAGUCAGUGGCCCUCAACGUGCCCAUCACCAGCCCCAUCUUCCCCGGUAACUUCUACUGUAAGGUGCUGUCGCCAUACAGGGCCAUGGAGUGGAUCAAUGUGGACUCACUGCGGGCCCACAAGCCGACCACAGAUUAAUGUGGACUCGCUGCGGGCCCACAAGCCGACCACAGAUUAAAGUGGACCGCCUAAAUUACCACAAAUCAUACAAAAUUAAUUGUCGGCCGAUUAUGUUAUUAGUUUUUUUGAAAUAAACCCUAUCGUUUUAAAUAAACUAAAUAUCAGUUA
This is a messenger RNA of Physella acuta, 1818 nucleotides long. RefSeq lists its product as uncharacterized. Lineage: Eukaryota; Metazoa; Mollusca; Gastropoda; Physidae. The record is from RefSeq and is a predicted model, not a curated record. Gene Ontology annotation, molecular function: hydrolase activity.